AUGUCUCCCCGGAUCUCCCUCGCCCACAUUUCUACAUACAAACGUCUUAUCCACACCUCUAGGCCAUCAUUCAACUUCAUCGGGCAUCCAGACCCCACUUCCAAUAUCCGACCCAUCAUAUACACUACCUCAUCUUUAUCCUCCCUCCCUGAGUCUAAGCACCACCCAUACUCCCUCAGAGAAUUCUCAGACGAUACCCUAGACCACGAGCUGCAAUGGAAACUCCAUCGAGAGCAGCUCGACGCGUUCAACCACGCGUAUUGGGCGGAGGCAAGUCCUGCGUUAUCAAGUGGGUUAUCCAAGAACGAGGCGCGCCAGGACGAGUAUGCUGUGGAGCUCAGGAAGCGGACGUUCGAAGAUCUCUCGCUCUCUGCUAAAGUCGAAUUCCAGAGGGCAAAAAAGAGGCUAGCGAGCUGGAGAUUGCUAUAA
Messenger RNA from Suillus paluster, 429 nucleotides. RefSeq lists its product as uncharacterized. The record is from RefSeq and is a predicted model, not a curated record. Bases 1 to 429 code for a protein of 142 amino acids. Lineage: Eukaryota; Fungi; Basidiomycota; Agaricomycetes; Boletales; Suillaceae. Gene Ontology annotation, biological process: intrinsic apoptotic signaling pathway. Gene Ontology annotation, cellular component: mitochondrion. The transcript is spliced from 2 exons.